Messenger RNA from Cetraspora pellucida, 123 nucleotides. NCBI's taxonomy places the organism in Eukaryota, Fungi, Glomeromycota, Glomeromycetes, Diversisporales, Gigasporaceae. The record is from the annotation of a GenBank genome assembly.
AUGAUUGAUGAGAGUAUAGAUAUUUCAACAAACAAACAUAUUGAUAUUUAUAUAAUGUAUCCAAAUAUUUCUGAAAAUAUAAAGACACAUUUUUUGCAAUUACUUGUACUUGAACUGUUUUAA